UAAUAUUAUCGUUAUUAUUAGCAUACAAUGCAAUAAUGAUAUUUCCUUUGGUGUCAACACACAGUGAGACUAUUAAGAACGAAGAAGAAUGUAAAAUAGCGGAUUUAUGUGUUCACGAUAAAGUACCGAUGUGUGGUAUCGAUUCUUGCGGGGAAAUGAGAACGUUCAUAGACACAUGCGACAUGCAUGAAUUUAAUUGUGACAGUAAGAAAGAUUUCAAGCAAAGGCCUAUUCACGAAUGCUGGGUUACUUGUAAAAGAGGACGCUCGUUCAAGAAACCGGAAUUCAGAACUGAUUGUAACUUAAACGUAAAAAAUAGAUUAUAA
Vanessa atalanta (red admiral) is the source of this 326-nucleotide messenger RNA. RefSeq lists its product as uncharacterized. The transcript has 4 exons. The record is from RefSeq and is a predicted model, not a curated record. NCBI's taxonomy places the organism in Eukaryota, Metazoa, Arthropoda, Insecta, Lepidoptera, Nymphalidae. The coding region runs from base 36 to 326 and encodes 96 amino acids.